AUGUCUCUUUCCAGCUGUUACUUGCGUCUUCGCAAAGACACACCGAUAUUUUCAUUUCUUCGCUUCCAGGACACAGACUUUGUGGCUGGGCAAUCGGCUGCAACGACUGGCAAGGAACUCAACGGUAGCCCAAAUAAUGAAAGCGCCGCAAUCAUUCAAAAACCCUGCGAUAUCAGCAACGCCCAGACCUUAUUAACUCAAAACUGGAGCGCCACGCUUGGCCUUGGCGGGGCUCUUGAGUUCAUACCAGUGACUCACGAAAAGCCAACGGGACAUUGGGUAGAAAUGGAGGGGUAG
Molecule: messenger RNA, 297 nt
Organism: Histoplasma capsulatum G186AR
Lineage: Eukaryota; Fungi; Ascomycota; Eurotiomycetes; Onygenales; Ajellomycetaceae
Exons: 1
Coding region: 1-297 (98 amino acids)
Source: RefSeq, a predicted model, not a curated record